Molecule: messenger RNA, 4881 nt
Organism: Felis catus (domestic cat)
Lineage: Eukaryota; Metazoa; Chordata; Mammalia; Carnivora; Felidae
Gene: TXNDC2
Product: thioredoxin domain containing 2
Exons: 2
Coding region: 2141-3904 (587 amino acids)
Source: RefSeq, a predicted model, not a curated record
AGCGUGGGGUAGAAAUGAAUUUCCAUGCAGUGUUUAUUCCAACUUCUAGUGUGGCUCCCUGAACUACAGAGGCUGGAAAUCUAAAGACCACAUUUUUUGGCCUCCCCUAGGGUUCUGGAUGCAAAACCGAUUCCACCAGUAGAUGGACCCGCAUGCGAAGGAAGCCAUCAUCUUGCAACUUUGUCCUCUCUCUGCCCUAGCUUUCUAGUUCAGCCCUAGUUUUGAGCUGAGAGGGAGUUGGAGCGGUGGCUCUCUCACCCUUGGUUGGCAGCUGGAACAGAAAGUUCUUGAAGUCAGCCAUUUUAGCGGCAACUUUCUGAUUCCUGCCUUCCUGAUAUCAUGAAGGUCGCACCCCCUGGCAGGCCAGGUCUGCAGCCCUGCUCAUUUUUCUAGGAAUUAUUCCAGGACAUCUAGCCCAAAGGCAGCCUUUCCAGCUAUGUUAUAAUUAGAUAAAUCUUUCUAUGCCUAGAAUAGCUGAUUUGUUGUUUCCCUCACAGAACCACAACUGACAUAAGGGUUCAGGAGCAAUUUGGGCGCCAGCUUGUGCUGAAGGAGAAAAUACAUUUUAAGGGAAAAAGAUACAUUUUAUGACAAGUUGAAUGAAAAUGAUUCAGAGGCAUUGAUAUUUCCGGUUGCUUGGAAUCCAUCUGAAUUUCAGACUGAAGAGGAGAAAUAAUUCGAACAACUCUGCCAAACCUAAAACACAGCUCAGGUCCCCAAGUAGGAAUGUACCAUGGUCACAGAUCUCCUCACUUUCAUGAAGAUGUGCAAAUAUACUAUGGCUUUAAAAUUGUCCUACAGUGGAUCUCCUUCCUCCACGAGCCUUGUCUCGAUGGGGAUUCGAGGAGUGAGGGGCAGGAAUUCAAUCUGCCUGCUUGUGGACUUUCAGCCUGAUGCACGCUUUCUCAUUCUGGUAGCAGCUCAGUCUUUCCAAUUCCUCCCCUUUCUCCACAAUAUCUGGGUGCACAGGGCCGUGCAGCCCAGUUGUGGCCCGGCCCUCUGGCUCCGAUUCCGCUUGUAAAGUGGCUUGUUUGGCCUGCUGCCUCGACUAAGGACUGCUGAGGACCACUGGGCCCAUCUAGGGGUUGGGGCACCACGCUCUCACCCACUGGUUGAACCUGUGACUCCAAUCAUUGCCCUCUCAUCACAAAUCCCCCUUCAUAGUGGCUUCUCGCUUCUUCCCCGAGGCCCCUAUAGGUCUGCCGGUCUUCGCGGGACGCUCGCGUCCCCAGCACUGGCUGUGCAGGAUUUCCAGAUCCUUGGCAUGGGUACAGCAGGCUGUGGGGCCAGGAGCCUGCGCCAGGCCCAAGAAUCCAGUCACACCCUCUGCCAGUGACCCACGCUGCCAUGUCGAUGAGGAGUCCAUGUGAAUGUGGGUGUUUCCUGGCCUCCCCAGUGGAGCCCAGGCAAAUACUCCUCUGCUGUCAGCUUUCCUCUGAACACAUCUAUGUACCUGUUCUCUUGGCUCCCCAUCUAUUGGGAUGGAAGGUGUGACGUUUUCACCUCUUCUCAGGGAAUUUCUCUGCAUCAUAAUCUACUCCCUUCCAAAUAGUCAAAUCGAACACCUGACGGUCAGGCAGGACUUUGCAGAGGAGGGUAACGUGAUUAGGAGGAAACACUUAGAUGGUUAGGGCGGGUGAGUCAGAAAGGGACAGCUGGAGCCGGAGAGUCCUAGAGGAAGGUUGUAGGAAAGGUGGUUUCGAGUUACCAUGCUGGGCAGGGAUUUGGCAAACGGCACAGUUCGGCGUAGCGUUCAGGGAGCAGGCUUGGAACCCGCCCAUCUCCUGGCUUUGUGACCUUGAGCAAGUUACAUAACUUCUCCAGGGCUCAAUAUUCUUGUUUGUAAGGCGGGGAUCAUAAUGGCACUUACCUCAGUGGUUUGUUGUGUUAUAGGAAAUAAUACCUAUGAAUGCACAUCAGGCACCGGGCACAGCCUAACACACGGCACGGCCACCAUAACCAAGGCUGUCACGAGACUCUCGAAUACUACUGCUCUGAGUACAAAGAGGGAAAGCCAGCCGUGAGUACCACCCGAAUGCAAGUCGUUACUCAUAUUAUGAUGUCAGGCAGGAGAGGCUGGAGAAAGUUGGAGGGUACAGCCUCGUCUCCACUCUGAGGCACGUGUGAAGUCUGAGUGGAUAUGGACAAGGAACAGGAAGUGGAAAGUGAUAGAGCUGGAACCCUGGAAGAUCCGAACAUGAGUCCAGAGAAACAAGAAGAUGAUCAAGGUGACGUUAAUGAAAGCCCAUUAUUACAGGGCCUGUCCAGCCACGUGACUCCCCUGGUCCCAGAAUUCUUGGACACAGCACACAUCCAGGAGAAGGCCUCGGCUUCGGAGGCCGACAACAUACAACACAUGCCUGCAAAGCAAUCCAAAGGUCCACAGCUCAAGGUCAUAUUCCCACCGGCACAGGGUGGUAACAUCUUCAAUUUCUCAGCAAUGACCAUGCAACCCAAGCAGGCUGGCACCCCCGGUUUUUCAGCAAAAAUCAUCCCUCGCGAGCAGGGCAGUAUCCCCAAUUCUUUAGCAAAAAUGAUCCUGCCCAGGCAGGCUGAUACCCCCAAUUCUCCAGAAAAAAUUAUCCCGCUCAAGCAAGCUGGCAUCUCCAAUCCCUUAGCAAAACCCAUUCCACCCAAACAGGCUAACAUCCCAAGUUUCUCAGCAAAAUCCAUCUCACCCAAGCAGGUUGACACCCCCAGCUUUUCAGCAAAAAUCAUCCAACCCAAGCAUGGCAGUAUCCCCAAUUCUUCAGCAAAAAUGAUCCUGCCCAAGCAUGGCAAUGCCCUCAAUUUCCCAACCAAAAUCACCCCACCCAAACAGGCUGAUACCCCCAAUUCCCCAGCAAAAAGCAUCCCACCCAAGCAGACUGACACCCCAAAUUUUUCAGGAAAAAUCAUUCUACCCAAGGACAGUGACACCCCCAAUCCCUCAGAAGAAAGGAUCCCACCCAAGCAGGCUGAUACCCCCAAUUCCCCAGCAAAAAGCAUCCCACCCAAGCAGACUGACACCCCAAAUUUUUCAGGAAAAGUCAUUCUACCCGAGGAGAGUGAUACCCCCAAUCCCUCAGAAGAAAGGAUCCCACCCAAGCAGGCUGAUAGCUCCAAUUCUUCAGAAAAAAUUAUUGCACCCAAGCAUGGUGACACUCCCAGUUCCUCAGAAAAAACCACCCUGCUGCAGGAGGAUGGAAUGUCUACUUCCUUAGAAAAAAACAUCCCACCCAAGCAGGAUAACAUCCCCAUGUCCCUGGCCAAAACCAUCCUGCCUAAGCAGGGCAAGAGUCUCAAGUUCUUAGCAAAAUCCAUUCUGCCCAAACAGGCCAACACCCCUAAGUUCUCAGCAAAACCUUUCCUGUCUAAACAGAUCAACAGCCCCAAGCUAUUAGUGAAAUCUACCCUGUCCAAACACAUCCCCAACCCCAAGUCCUCCGAAGAAAACAUCCUGCCCAGAGAGGGUGACACCAAGUGCUCAGAAGACAGCAUCCAGCCUAAGGAAGGUGAUAUCCCCAAGUCCUCAAAAGAAGCCAUCCCGCCCAUAGAAGGAGACGUCCUGAAGGCAUCAGGGUCAAUGGAGCUUCUGGAGGUGGACUUGGUGAAGAUGAUCCUAAGCAAGGAGGACUUCGAGUUGGCGCUCAGGGAGGCUGGGGAGAGGCUGGUGGCCGUGGACUUCUCAGCCACGUGGUGUGGGCCCUGCAGGACCAUCAAGCCCCUUUUCCAUUCCUUGUCUGUCAAGUACGAGGACGUGGUGUUUCUGGAAGUGGAUGCUGAUGAGUGUGAUGAGCUGGUGAAGGACCUUGAGAUCGUGUGCAUCCCAACCUUUCAGUUUUAUAAGAAAGAAGAAAAGGUGGGCGAAUUUUGCGGCGCCGUUACAGAAAAACUCGAAGCGAUCAUUGCAGAGUUAAAGUAAUUGUGGAUUCUGAAAGCAUUUUAGACAGUCGGCUCGUGAUAGUUUGUGAUUGCUUUUUUAUUUACCAAAAAAGGCGAGGCGUAACAAAAGUGUGUGUCUGAAUGGCCCCCUGCUCAUAAAUUAUUAAGUAUUAACUCCACCUUUUCGAAAAGUGGUAAAGCACUGAAACCUACUGUGACCAUGUUUUCAUUGGUAGGAAAGGGUGAUAGUAAAAUUUCCUUUGGUGGAGAUUGGGAGUCCACCUGUCUCGUAUUUUUGUAUUGUGAUUUGUUUGGGAACUCACCCUUGGAAAUCCAGCUCAUUUGGUGUUUGUGGCAACAGUGGAAAUUUAGACAGUUCUUCGGUACAAGUACAUGAUUGAAAGAUGAGUGGAGACUUCUUUUCUCAUGCUCACAUAUCUUUUGGGGUUUCUGAUAGGAUACUUUGGGAAACACAGAAUUUGAAAGAUCCACAGAUCAUACCUAACCUCCUCUGGGUGCAGGGAGUGCUCUGGAGGACUCUGGAAAUCCCAUGGCUUCACCCACCCCGCGUGGGAUUCGUGGCUGGCACAGCCAAGCUCCAAGCCAGCUUCCCAGAUCUCGAGUGCAGGCCUUUUUCUACUAAUCGCGCCCACAAAAACCUCGACAGAGCCCAAAGCUUCUGGUUUCUCAGACCGAGCGCUUUAUUACUCAGGUCAAAGUCAGGGCGAUCCUCAGUGCCAUUAUGACAUCAGCUCCCCGGUGGCAGAUUUCUUACUUUGUCUCCUGGUAACUGGGUUUCUAAAACCUGCUCCCAGAUGUCUCAGAGCCCAAAGGCCCAGGUCUGGGUCACAGAUGGUGGCUUGGUCCAGAGUUUUGUGUUUACAAAAGAAAAAUGUGUAUGGGAUACACACACCUAUACUAGCAAAUAUUUAAUGUAUACGAUUUGAUGAGUUUGGACAUAUGCAUGGACUUAUGAUAUUACCACAAUCAAGAUAAUAAACAUACCCAUCGCCUCCA